AUGUGGUUGCCCGAUCAACCGGAUGAUCUGCCCACUCCGCCAUUUCGCAAACUCGCAGUCUCCAAAGAUUCAUCGCCCCUCCCACUCCUCCUCAAUUCCAACGUCGUUUCUACCAGACCACCGUUCUCAAUUCCCUUCAAUUCCCCCCGACGACGAAGAACAAAAAAGUUCCAUCACAAUGGUGAGUUAAAGGCCAGUUCAUCCGUAUUGAUUCAACUCAGAAGGAAUCAACAUUAG
Messenger RNA from Penicillium oxalicum, 237 nucleotides. RefSeq lists its product as uncharacterized. Bases 1 to 237 code for a protein of 78 amino acids. The record is from RefSeq and is a predicted model, not a curated record. Lineage: Eukaryota; Fungi; Ascomycota; Eurotiomycetes; Eurotiales; Aspergillaceae. The transcript has a single exon.